UUUAAAUUGGAGCGCACGUUCAUUCGAGACCCACACGCUGCCAUCUUUGAUGCCGAUUUGAUCCUUGUCGUCGUCGACGCCUCGAACAAGUACUCGAGGGAGGCACUUGACCCAGAAGUCCUCAAAACCCUCCACUUUUUCUCGACAAAGGAGUCUGUUCUCGUUUUGAACAAGGUUGACAAAUCUAAGGGUAAUCCGACACGCCUGCUUGAGGUAACCCGACGCCUCACAGCCGGCGUCGUAGGUGGCAGGACCUCGCACCUGGACGCCUUUGCGAACAAAUUCAAUCAGCGAGCCCUCCUCGCCUCCAACGAGGCCUUCCUGAAACACCGACCAACCAUCGAGGCCGUCAUCUACCCCCGUCUACCCGCGGAGGCUCACGAAGCAGCUGAGAAACGUCUUAGUGAGAUUAAGCGUCUCCUUGCCGCCCUUCCACCACCAAUUCAAAUCGAUUCAGGCCCUCGCUUGCCACCUCCGCCUUCUCCUCCUCCUCCACCCACGCCUCCUCCAACGCUUCUUCUCAGGGAGGCGCAACCCGAAUUGGAACACACCAGUAAGAUCUUGACUCUGCAGUUGGGCUUCGAGGGGACCAUUGUUGGGUCAGGUGACACACAGGUGUCACGGCUUGAUUCACGCAGCCGUCCAAUCCGGUGGCAGGAGGUUUUGGCGGUAAACGUGGACCGAUUCGCGCCACACAGACAUCUGCGGAAGUCACAGACGCACAGGGGAGCAAUUGUACAACCUGGUGGAUGUCCAGACGAUGGGGACACUGGAAAACGAGGAUCUGGCCGGACGCCCGAGUGA
Molecule: messenger RNA, 804 nt
Organism: Mesocestoides corti
Lineage: Eukaryota; Metazoa; Platyhelminthes; Cestoda; Cyclophyllidea; Mesocestoididae
Source: the annotation of a GenBank genome assembly